GGGUAUUUCUACAACCUUUGUUUGCUCCCCAUCUCUCUCGUGAGAAAGAAAAGACACAUCCGUGUCGAACCUCGUCGAGACGUCGAAUCGCCGGCGCCCCCGCCCCCGCCGCCGGUGAGGGAGAACCCGCCGGAACACCCAGUAAUCUCGCCGAGAUGUCGGAAUACAAGAACGUUGUUGGUGGGAAGCUGAGGCUCAAGGGGAAAGCGCUGGACGUAAAGGAAGGUGGAGUCAAGAAAAAGAAGAAGAAGCAUCAACGCGAGGAAUCAUCUCAGAUGGGGCACCACGAGCUUCACGAAGGUGGAAGCUCUGAAUUACCAGAGGAUCCUAACAAUGAGCCGACUGAAGCUGACAAGAUGGGAGAGGAAGAAGGGAACCCACAUCCUGACUACGAUCAUCUGACACCAGCCGAGCGACGUUACGUGGAACAGAAGCAGAAAAUUGACAUGCAGAAGCUGGCCAAAGUUGCCAACAAGUCGCACAGGGACCGCAUCCAGGACUUCAACCAAUACCUGGCAAACCUCAGUGAGCACUACGAUAUCCCGAAAGUUGGCCCUGGCUAACAGGGCAAAACCGAGUUUCACAGGAGCGCUUGUAUGCUGGGCCUAUCCAUCCUUCUGUUAGCAUGUUAUGCAUUAUCCGUAUGUUGUAAAACAAUCGGUUGCCACCUGGGAGACAGCAUUUUAUUUCAAAACCAUGUUUCAAGUAUUCUGAUUGUGUGCUUGUAAAUUUGAGGCCACAUUCGGUCUCCAUCUUGCCCCUUUCAGUUUAAUGGUUUAAUUUAGACGCUGUUGUUUACA
This is a messenger RNA of Phragmites australis (common reed), 800 nucleotides long. RefSeq lists its product as uncharacterized. Bases 156 to 563 code for a protein of 135 amino acids. NCBI's taxonomy places the organism in Eukaryota, Viridiplantae, Streptophyta, Magnoliopsida, Poales, Poaceae. The record is from RefSeq and is a predicted model, not a curated record. The transcript has 3 exons. Gene Ontology annotation, cellular component: nucleolus.